CAACCACCUCCACAAGGGGUGAUGCGAAUAUAGAAACGAGACAAGCCUCGAGGCACAGACGGCUGAAUAAGUCAGCACCAGACAGAGAGACCUCAGCACCCAAGAAGAUAGGGAGAGUGACUGGACUUCUCCACCAUCCCAAGCUGUUCCUCCUCCACUUCCUGAUGUCCGACGAGACCAUGAGUGCUUCCAAUGUAACCCUGAAUGCAACCUCUCAAGUAACGGCACUGGCCCCGCUGCCAGGUGCGAAGGUCGGCCUAACAGUGCUCUCACUCGCCUUCAUUCUGGGCUUCCCCGGCAAUGCCUUUGUGGUGUGGAGCGCAAGCUGCCGUGUCCGCAAGCGGACAGUCACUUGCCUCCUCAUCCUCCACCUGGCCAUAGCAGACUUGGCAGUGCUGCUCACGGCACCUCUAUUCCUGCGGUUUCUAAGUGCCGGGCGUUGGGAACUGGGUGACGCCGUCUGUCGAGCCAGCCAUUAUAUCUGCGGGGUUAGCAUGUACUCCAGUGUCUUCCUUAUCGCCCUCAUGAGCUUGGACCGCUGCUUGGCUGUCUCCAGGCCCUUCGUCUCACAGAAGAUCCGCACCAAAUAUAUCAUACGGCUUCUGGUUUUGGCUAUCUGGGUGGUUGCCAUUUUCUUAGCCAUCCCGGUACUUGUCUACCGAAAGGUGAUUUUGCACGGGAGGCUUUUCUGUACCCUCUAUCAUCCCACACCCAACCAUUUGGUCUUCCACAACCUCUUCGAAACCAUCACUGGAUUCCUGCUGCCUUUUGUUGCCGUGCUCUACAGCUAUGGGACCAUUGGCCUACGGCUAAAGGAGACCCGUUUCCGCCGGAAGCGCCGUACGAACCAUCUCAUUGGCCUCAUCGUGGUUGCCUUUGCUCUUUUUUGGGUCCCUUACCACGUGGUGAACCUUUUGGAUGUGGCUGCCAAGUGGAGUGGCUCUGAAAAUGUCAAAAAGGCUGGGCAGAUGGCUAGGCCUACAACAGUUGCUUUCGCCUUUUUCAGCAGCAGUGUCAACCCUAUCCUGUACACCUUCAGUGGUAGCUCCUUCAUCCGGUCAGCCGGCUUUGGCUUCAUGGCCAAACUCUUUGAAGGAACAGCCUCAGAAAUGUCCACCAUCAAGCGUGGUACCAGCCGAGACCAGCAACUUCAAGGAUCAGCCAAGUUGCCACCCUUAAAUAAUGAGAGUCCUGAGUUUUUGACCACAUCAACUACCCCAAUGGAUAAUGGAACACCUCAAGAACUUGAAGAUGUUUCUAAGCCUCUCAAGUCACCUUGAAAGCAUACUGUAGAGUGAUGUGGAUUCUGUUCACUUUUGAAUGGAUUGUCAGCCCCAUAUGGUUGUCAGCACACAUUUUCAUAUGGUGUGCUAGAAAUGGCCUCUCUCUACAUCUGUCUUUCACUUGUCCCUUGCUGAGAUAGGCAGAUCCUGUUUAUCUGUAUUCUGCAACAUAAAUCAAAGGUUUGGUUUGGAAUGUGGGGACCCUAGCUGUCACAUUCUUUGGUUGCCCUCACAGAAACCACUCACCCUAAGACCUAGGAAGCCAGCUUUCUGGAAACGUCGCAAGCCCAACAACUGAGAACUAUGAAGCUCUUGCUGAAAAUGCAUUACAGAAAUUACAAAUGACUUUUUGAUUAUUCAUUACCAACACAUAGGCAUCAUAACUGGCCACUGGGCAUUGUUUGGUUGAAACACAGGGUCUGUAGGUAUCAGAUGAGAGGGCACUGAGCAUGUAGAGAGUCUCAUUUCCUCAUUACCCAACCGAAACAUAUAGGUUCCCUGCAAGAGUUCUCUGUUGCUUACCAGGAUGGAGCAGGAGGCAACUGGGAGGUUUACAAUGUCCUGACCUCCCCACUGCCUCUCCCUUUUCCUUCCAGUAAGCAACAGCAACCAACCUGCCUGGAAGCUAGCAUAGUUUUGCCCCGGUGAACCAGUUCUGCUUCCUGCAUUUACAGGCAAACCUAGCCAAGGAUAUCAGAAGGUUUUCAGGAAGUGCAGGCAUCUGGGAAGGCAGUAGAAGGCAGAUCACCAAAGAGAGGAUUUGCAGACUGCAAGGGAGGGCACUCACAAACAUCCCUCGGCCACCUUGAAAAUAGGGAUCGACAGAACAAUCCAUUUCUGGCCUAUGCCAAUUUUGCAUGUGUCAAUUCAGAAGUCCAUGCCAUCCUGUUUCCAUCUGAAUCUACUCUUUUUUUUAGAAAAAAAUAACUGUACAAAAAUUCAUAUUCAAAUACACACUUCAAUAGUAUUUUAUCACAAAAUUGAAAUGCAUAUUUUAUC
Molecule: messenger RNA, 2282 nt
Organism: Rhineura floridana
Lineage: Eukaryota; Metazoa; Chordata; Lepidosauria; Squamata; Rhineuridae
Gene: LTB4R
Product: leukotriene B4 receptor
Exons: 2
Coding region: 165-1280 (371 amino acids)
Biological process (GO): complement receptor mediated signaling pathway; phospholipase C-activating G protein-coupled receptor signaling pathway; positive regulation of cytosolic calcium ion concentration
Cellular component (GO): plasma membrane
Molecular function (GO): complement receptor activity; leukotriene receptor activity
Source: RefSeq, a predicted model, not a curated record